This is a messenger RNA of Closterium sp. NIES-67, 1708 nucleotides long. NCBI's taxonomy places the organism in Eukaryota, Viridiplantae, Streptophyta, Zygnematophyceae, Desmidiales, Closteriaceae. The record is from the annotation of a GenBank genome assembly.
AACUGGCAAGUUGGUUCUCGGCUUUGCACUUCCCAUACUACGUUAGUAUCCUGGCACGUCGUUACUAGCAUAGGCAACGUUCUUUAGAGCGCCUUCGCACGCAGACGAGCCUGCUAGUCGUCAAGAUCAAACGUAUAAGUAUUGCAGAGAGUUAGGUAUCGCGGACUGAGCGAUUAUCAUUAGAUUAUCAUUAGAUUAUUAUUCAGCGAGGAAUCUCGGAUGGCGGAGUCGGGGGGUGCUGCCGCGCCAUCCGCACCCGAGGCGUCGGGCGUGGAGUCGUCCAUGGUGCGCCUCGCGGUGGCGGACGCGGCGGACGGGAAGCCCGCAGGUGGCGGCGGUGGUGAGGCGGAGGAGCUUGUUGACGCGGAGCAGACGGAGGUGGUGCUGUUCCGCCUCGACGAGUGCUACGUCUACAAGAUCCCUCCGCGCAAGACCGCAGCGUCGCACAGGGCGGACGAGUGGAACAUCAACAAGUGGGCGUGGGAGGGCGCCAUCACCGUGGCGUCGCGUGGCGACGACUGCACCAUCCGGCUGCACGACCGCGGCACCAGCGAGCUGUUCGCCCAGGCGCCCGUGCGCCCCGACCAGCCGCUGCCGGUGGAGGCGGUGAUCGACAGCAGCCGCUUCUUCGUGCUGCGCAUCGAAGACUCCUCCCCGCCCGCCGCUCCCCCUGCCUCCGCCUCUAACAAGGCCGGCAAGGCAGCAGCGGCAGCGGCAGCGGCAGCGGCGCCCUCGGUGGUGCGGCAUGCAUUCAUCGGGCUGGGGUUCCGCGAGCGCACGGCGGCGUACGACUUCCAGGCGGCGGUGUACGACCACGUGAAGUACGUCAACAAGCAGCGCGAGGCACGGCUCAUGGGGCAGGCAUACGACUCCAAGCCCGCCGCCGACUACCGCCUCAAGGACGGCCAGAAGCUGCACCUCGACCUCAAAACGCCGUCGCUGAGGGCGAAGCCUUGUACGGCGGGGCUGCCCCUGUCGCCCACCACGCCCGGUAAUGUGGCCUUCAAGCCGCACUCCAUCCUCGCAAGCCAUGCGCCCACUGCACCUGACGCGCCCUCCCCCAUGCGCCAAGCAUCAGGGGAGCACGCUGAUGCUGCGCCCUCCUCCCCUGACGCCGCCGCCACCACCGCUGCUGCCAGGAGCAGCAACAGCUCGGACUCCAGCAGCUCUGCUGCCGCCACCCCCCCCAUCCUGCCUCCCCCGCCCCCUGCGCGCCUCUCCUCCCCGCCCUCCACCUGCUUCUCCUCGCCCUCCUCCGCCCUCGCCUCCGCCCCCUCGUCCGCCUCCCCCUCCAUCGCCUGGGCCUUCCAGUCCGACUCCCCUCCCCCCCCCGCACCCCAACCUGUGGGGUCUGCAGCGCCAGCAUCAGCAGAGGCAGCAGCGGGCGGCGGUGCGGGUGAGGGGGCAGACGACACGGACGACUUUGGGGACUUCGUGGCGGCGUGAGCAGGUGGCUGUGGCCUGGACCAUUCCUGACUGAGCCUAGGUUAUUCGCCCGUGUUGACCUGCUGUGAUCCGCUGGAUGGUCUUCAAUUAGCAACACGGAAUCUCACAUGAAGCAAGGCUGCUGCUAUGCCAUGGCAUCACAAGGUGUCAACCGGGCAAGCUUGUCAACUGGACACUGAGCACUGAUCACUCGUUUUACAUGACAUUCUUGUAUACAUGACCACCACAAAAUAAACCAAUUGGGUGUAGUCGUACAUUGAAA